Serpula lacrymans var. lacrymans S7.9 is the source of this 2559-nucleotide messenger RNA. RefSeq lists its product as uncharacterized. Gene Ontology annotation, cellular component: intracellular membrane-bounded organelle; cortical endoplasmic reticulum; membrane. The coding region runs from base 200 to 1405 and encodes 401 amino acids. The record is from RefSeq and is a predicted model, not a curated record. Lineage: Eukaryota; Fungi; Basidiomycota; Agaricomycetes; Boletales; Serpulaceae. Gene Ontology annotation, molecular function: sterol binding. The transcript has 14 exons.
ACCUUCCCCUUUGCCUUUGCCUUGCACCUCCGCUCAAACCUCUUGCUUUCAACCACCAUCCGCAGCAUACUUUCGUAAUAAUUUCAGCCAGUCUAUACGACAAUCAGUCUAAUCGUCCAGCACGCAGAUUCCCUGAAAUCCAAGGCAGUGGACGCACAGCAUCACCUAAACCUCUGACUGCGUGUAUAUCGAUAUCACCAUGAUGGGCCUUUUCAGCCAGGCAGGAUCCCAUAUCCGACGGGCACGAGGCACCUCCGUGGACGACAGAGCACCAGAAGACACUGAGCCCGACGAUACAUCGGUCUUAGACGAGGAUGAAGGCUCUGUUAUUACUUCGCUGAUAUCACAGCUGAGAGUUGGCAUGGAUCUAUCCAAGGUUACCUUUCCCACAUUCGUACUUGAGCCCAGGAGUAUGCUCGAGCGUAUAACUGACUUCAUGUCUCACCCUGAUCUCGUUUUCGGUUCCGAGAAGUGUAAUGACCCCGAGGAGAGAUUCAUACGCGUUCUGCAAUACUACCUUGCUGGAUGGCAUAUCAAGCCCAAAGGGGUGAAGAAGCCGUAUAAUCCGGUCCUCGGCGAGUUCUUCAGGUGUAGGUACGACUAUUCGAAUGGAACACAGGGGUUCUAUGUUGCUGAACAAGUAUCCCAUCAUCCUCCAAUCUCUGCAUUUAUAUACAUUUCGCCCAUAAACCGAGUAUGUAUCAUCGGAGAGCUGAGACCCAAGUCCAAGUUCCUUGGUAACAGCGUUUCGACCACGAUGGAAGGCGAGAACCGCAUCAUGCUACUAGGAAGCCCCGAAGAUGGCGAAUAUGUGAUCACCAUGCCCAAUAUGUAUGCAAGAGGUAUACUUUUCGGGAAAAUGGUCCUUGAGCUUGGAGACACUUGUACCGCAAAGAAUGAGAAGCAUGGGCUAUUCUGUGACCUUGAGUUCAAGACGAAAGGCUUCUUCUCAGGAACGUACAAUGCUAUAGCAGGCCGUGUUCGAAGGCGUAACGCAGAUAUAGGAGAGGUAUCAGGGAGAUGGAGUCAUACCAUGGAAUUCAAGAGUGCAAAGAACGGUAGUAAACGUGUGCUCUUCGACGCGAUAAAAGAUGGUCAAAAUAUUGCACCCAAAUUUGUAGUUCCCGAAGAUGAGCAAGAACCAUACGAGUCACGACGACUCUGGCAAAAGCUCACGCAAGCCAUCAAUGCGAAGGAUAUGGAAGCUGCAACAGAAGCUAAGAGUGCCGUAGAGGAUGCUCAGCGUGAAUUGCGUCGGAAGAGAGAAGAAAGUGGUGAACAGUACGUGCCACGCUUCUUUGAAGUGCGUGACGGUCGUUGGCAGCCUCGACUCUGUAUACCUAAUGACCCAGAGGAGGCCACAGAUGCUGUACAGAAUUGGAUAUGGCCAUCUACUGGACAGUAGACUCCAACACUUUCUGAUUACGCAACACUUAUUCCGUACUAAUGUGAUCCCAUUGGAUUGUACAUGUAGCAACAAAUGAGGGUAUAUAUAUAUGAGCAUGAAAUCCAAUGAAAAUAGAUGCAAACUAACGAAUGUAAUGAAAACUAAACAAGAUAUGGAAAAUUGCGAGAACAAAGACAAGAAUGGGUACUAGAUUAAACACGAAUUAGUGCUACGCGUACCACCAACCAUCAUCGCCUUGCGUUGGUGUGAUUGAGACGGUGCUGGGUGUAGGUGAAGCUAAUGGAGAACGGUAAUAACUUUGUGGACGUGGCGCCACUGGCCCAAGAUUAGGAUAACGUUUCGGUGCAUGCAUAGAAUCCCAGACAGAAGAUUGAGGUGGAGUGUCGCUGCGUGUAAAUUGCGAACCAUUUAUUCGGCCUAAUGGUGUACUAGCGCGACCUUCACUAAAGAUAGUACUAGCGCGCGAAUCGGGUCGUGGAGGUGAUUGCACAUUGGUAGUAUCGGGCUUUCGAUGUUCCCCUUUAGACUGGGCGGAUAUCAUGUUGGAGUGUUGCACCUCUACUUGUAGCUGUGCGACACGAGACUCGAGGACAGCCAAUUGAUCUCGAAGCUUAUUUUCACGAUCCUUGCUUAAACGUUCUUCUGCGUCUUUUUCUUCCAACUGAAGCUUAGCCAAUGAGAAGUCGGCAUCUAGCUGUACAUGAGUCUGCUCCACAUGGUCCAACUUGCUUCGCAUUGCCUCUAGCUCCUCUUCAUAUUCUUUAGCUCGCUUUUCCCACUCCGAGGAGCGCUGUUGAGCUUGGACUAAGCUUUGACGCGCAGCAUUGGCUGCUCGCUCGCUAUUUGUUGCUUUGUUCUCUUGAUCUCUGAACCGCUUUUGAAGAGCUGCGUGAUCGACUUCGAGGGCUUUACUUCGGUCUCGACUUCGCCUCAACUCACUUAAUUCUUCGUUAUCAGCUUGUCCGAUGAGAGUAGUAAGUGUUUGAAUCUGUUCCGAUGCACGAUGGAGAUCGUCCCAGUGGCUUUGUUGCGACGAAAGGCGUUCAUGUUCCUUCUGUAGGGUUGUCAGAGCCUCGUUUGUAGCAUUUUUCUCGUUUGACAGGAGUUUAAUAUGAUUAUCAAGCAACUCCACUUUAGUUAUUAAGCUUUGC